AUGUUUUGUGAAGGCCUCUCUCUAGACGCCAAGGGUCGAGUCGUUGCAACAGGUCAGUGCAACAUCUGGGCAUAUACAUACUUGACAUUAACGAUGGCAGGUGGUAAUGAUGCUGCCAAAACGAGUAUAUAUGAUCCAGAAAUGAGUUCAUGGACAGCAGAAGGACAUAUGAAGAUCCCUCGCGGCUAUCAAUCUAUGGUUACACUCUCCAACGGCAAUCUUUUUACGAUCGGUGGGUCCUGGAGUGGGAACGAGGGCGGCAAGAAUGGGGAAAUCUACAACCCAUCAACGAAUAAUUGGACCCUAGUUCCUGGUGCACCAGUUGCUCCUAUGCUGACCAACGAUGCGCAGCUGGUAUACCGUGCUGAUAACCAUGGAAUGCUCUUUGCUUGGAAGGGUGCAACGAUCUUCCAGGCAGGACCGAGCAAAGCUAUGAACUGGUAUGGCACCAAUGGAACGGGCAGCCAGGUAGCGGCGGGGGAUCGCGCUGAUGGCGACGCCAUGUGCGGAAACGCGGUCAUGUAUGAUGCUACGGCAGGAAAAAUUCUGGUAGUCGGUGGGGCAAUUGAUUACCAAGGCGCCAAUGCGACGGCAAAUGCCAAUAUCAUCACGAUCGGUACCGCGAUGAGUGCAGCCACCGUCCAGACAAUCAGCCCGAUGUCUUACCCAAGAAUCUUCGCCAACGCGGUUGUACUUCCCACAGGAGCAAUUUUCAUCUCGGGUGGCCAAGAAUAUGGUAUUCCCUUUUCUGACAACGGCAGCCAGCUUCAACCGGAAAUGUGGGACCCUGUGUCUACCAAUUUCACAAAACUCGCACCCCAGGCCAUACCCCGUAACUACCACUCAAUCGGGAUCCUCCUACCGGACGCCACUAUCCUAUCCGCCGGGGGUGGCCUGUGCGGAGCCUGUGCGACAAAUCACUACGACGGCCAGAUCUACAGCCCAAGCUACCUGUUCAACCCCAACGGCAGCCGAGCCAUCAGACCGGUCAUAGAAUCAGCCCCCUCUCAAGUCGGCGUCGGCGGAAUUCUAACCGCGACCACAGACUCGCCAGUCACCGCUUGGGCCAUGCUUAGACUCGGCGCGACAACGCAUACCGUGAACACGGACCAGCGGCGUAUCCCGUUGAACGCCACCGCCAACGGCACCACUUACACCAUGACGUUGCCCCUCGAUCCGGGCGUUUUGGUCCCCGGCUAUUACUAUCUGUUCGCGAUGGGUGCGGGGGUGCCCAGUCUGGCGAGGUUCGUGUCGGUCCCGGUGCCUUGA
Letharia columbiana is the source of this 1269-nucleotide messenger RNA. RefSeq lists its product as uncharacterized. The record is from RefSeq and is a predicted model, not a curated record. The transcript is spliced from 6 exons. Gene Ontology annotation, molecular function: protein binding. Bases 1 to 1269 code for a protein of 422 amino acids. NCBI's taxonomy places the organism in Eukaryota, Fungi, Ascomycota, Lecanoromycetes, Lecanorales, Parmeliaceae.